AUGGGCAACACCCAUUGUGCCAGUUAUGAAAAAGACAAUGAUGUGCGGCUGUGCGGCGACUACAAGUUGACAGUAAACAAGGCUAUUUUGCCUGACGUUUACCCUCUACCUACUCCGGAAGACCUAUUCAGUUCACUCAGAGGAGGAAUUAUCUUCACAAAGUUAGAUCUCAGCCACGCCUACAAUCAGUUGGUUCUUAACGACGAGGCAAAGCAGUACCUGACUAUCAACACUCACAAAGGGUUGUUCCGCUGUAACAGGUUAAGUUUUGGUAUAAGUGCAGCAGUAGCAAUUUUUCAAAGGGAGAUGGAAAACUUGUUCAGAGGACUUCCAGGGGUGGCAGUAUAUCUAGAUGAUAUACUUGUCAAUGGUGAGUCGGCAGAGCAACACGACUCUAAUCUACGUUCAGUACUACAGAAGUUGUCAGAGUCGGGUUUGCGACUGAAGAGAGAGAAGUGUCACUUCCGGCUACCAGAAGUCAGGUAUUUGGGGUUUCGUGUAUCGGCUGAAGGCUUACAAGUAUUGGACGACCGUGUGCGGUAA
Portunus trituberculatus (swimming crab) is the source of this 543-nucleotide messenger RNA. RefSeq lists its product as uncharacterized. The coding region runs from base 1 to 543 and encodes 180 amino acids. The transcript has a single exon. NCBI's taxonomy places the organism in Eukaryota, Metazoa, Arthropoda, Malacostraca, Decapoda, Portunidae. The record is from RefSeq and is a predicted model, not a curated record.